Messenger RNA from Pipra filicauda (Wire-tailed manakin), 1750 nucleotides. It is a transcript of the gene CMTM4, whose product is annotated as CKLF like MARVEL transmembrane domain containing 4. The transcript is spliced from 4 exons. Gene Ontology annotation, cellular component: membrane. The record is from RefSeq and is a predicted model, not a curated record. Lineage: Eukaryota; Metazoa; Chordata; Aves; Passeriformes; Pipridae. Bases 27 to 659 code for a protein of 210 amino acids.
CCCGCGGCCCCGGCGGCCCCGGCACCAUGAGGAACGGCGAGGACCUGGAGGGCUUCGACGGCGAGGCGUCCAGCGCCUCCAUGAUCUCGGCCGCCAGCAGCCCCUACCAGCCCACCACCGAGCCCGUCAGCCAGCGCCGCGGGCUGGGCGGCCUCCGCUGCGACCUGGACUACCUGCGGGGCACCCUGGGCAGGAUGAAGGUGGCCGAGGUGGUUUUGGCGCUGACGGCGUUCAUCUGCAUCGAGACCAUCAUGGAAUGCUCCCCCUGCGAGGGCCUGUACUUCUUUGAGUUUGUGAGCUGCAGUGCCCUCGUGGUCACCGGGGCUCUCCUGCUUUUGUUCAGCCUAAACCUUCACACGAGGAUACCACAGAUCAACUGGAAUCUCACUGAUCUGGUCAACACUGGACUCAGCACUUUCUUCUUUUUCAUUGCCUCUGUAGUACUUGCUGCUUUAAACCAUAAAACUGGAGCAGAAAUUGCUGCUGUGGUGUUUGGUUUCCUGGCAAUGGCAGUGUAUGCUGUGAACACAUUCCUGGCUGUUAGGAAGUGGCGAGUGAACAGGCAGCAGAGCAGCCGACAGACCAGCGACUACAUCCGUGCUCGGACAGAGUCCAGGGAGGUCGUUCAUCGCCCGGAGAUCCAGCGCCUGGACGCGUGACAGACCUUCCAGGGGGACUGCAAAGGGAAAACAAGUGCUUGACUCCCUCAUGGAAUAAGGGUUUUUUCUUUAUUUACGGAGGAAAAGGAAGAUCAGAGGGUGGCAGAGGAUGCCCAGCCCUGUGUGUGUGCCGUCGAGUCAGGAGCUGUUGGCUGGAGGCAGGAAAUGGUCAUUCAAGAUCCGUUCAAGAUCUCUGCAUAUGUAUAUGCAUAUAUUAUAUAGCUUAUAUAAUAUAUUUUAUAUAUAUGUUUUGAAGUAUGUUACUGUUCUGGAUUGACUGCACAGUGGUUUCCUUCCCUCUCUGGAGAUCCGUGUUCUUCGUCUGCCGCGAGCACUCGGGACCAGCACCCCCAGCACGCCUGGCUUGGCUCACACGGGAGAGGAACCCCCCAGAAGUGAUUUCAUACCCCCAGGAGGAGGUGAGGGGCAAACAGCAAUAACUUCAGCCACGUCCCCUGUCCAGCAAACUGUCUGCCCAUCCCCACAGAGCCCCAUCCGCAGGAGCUCCCGUGGCACACUCGGCUGGAGGAGCUGGAAAGCAUUCCCGGUGUUUGGGGUGGGUCCUGUGCCCACUGCAGUUCCUGUGCGUUUGGGGUGGGUCCUGUGCCCACUGCAGUUCCUGUGUGUUUGGGGUGGGUCCUGUGCCCACUGCAGUUCCUGUGUGCCCCUGGCCAGCUCUGAACUCGUGUGCAGUUGCUGGGGGUCCUUGGGAUGCACCAGUGCAAGGAGGUGGUUCUGUGCUAAUGGUGGGAUAUGUUCUCUUUUUCAUUCCAAAAUGGGAGACAGGUGGAGAAAAGGGGUUUGAAGGACACAGUAGAGAAAGAAAGGGUUGUCAUCCAAUAGACUUAAUUCCAGCUAUGGCUUUUUUUUUUUUUGCCCCCCCCCCUUUUUUUUUUAUUUUAAGGUUCAACAUUUCUAGAAGUUCUUGCUAGAACUUGCUUUCUCUCCAAGCCCAGGGUAAGCAAGAACUAGCAAAAAAUUAUGUGCUUAUAAAGUGUUUCUAAGGUUGCAAAGUUGUGAUUCAUGUAAGAGAAAUAUUUCUUUUUGGAAGGAUGGUGGUUCUAAAAUUAAAACCAUUGGUGGUAGGUAAA